Molecule: messenger RNA, 14745 nt
Organism: Globicephala melas (long-finned pilot whale)
Lineage: Eukaryota; Metazoa; Chordata; Mammalia; Artiodactyla; Delphinidae
Gene: PKD1
Product: polycystin 1, transient receptor potential channel interacting
Biological process (GO): calcium ion transport; kidney development
Cellular component (GO): plasma membrane
Molecular function (GO): protein binding; monoatomic cation channel activity
Source: RefSeq, a predicted model, not a curated record
CGGGCCAGAGUGCCGAGCGGGCGUCGCGCAGGCAGACAGGCCGCGGCCGCGCCGCCGCCAGAUCCCCCUCCCGCGCCCAGCCAUGCCGUGCGCGGGCCCACCCUGAGCCGAGGCCUCCGAGGCCGGGCGGGCUCGGGGCCUCGGGACCGGGCCGGGGCCAUGCUUGCACUGCCCUGACGAUGCCGCCCGCCGCGCCCGCCCGCCUGGCGCUCGCCUUGGGCCUGGGCCUGUGGCUCGGGGCGCUGGCGGGGGUCCCCGGGCGCGGCUGCGGACCGUGCGCGCCCCCCUGCCUCUGCGGCCCGGCGCCCGGCGCCGCCUGCCGCGUCAACUGCUCCGGCCGCGGACUGCGGACGCUCGGGCCCGCGCUGCGCAUCCCCGCGGACGCCACAGCGCUAGAUGUCUCCCACAACCUGCUCCGAGCGCUGGACAUCGGGCUCCUGGCGAACCUCUCGGCGCUGACGGAGCUGGACAUAAGCAACAACAAGAUUUCUACAUUAGAAGAAGGAAUAUUUGCUAAUUUAUUUAAUUUAAGUGAAAUAAACCUGAGCGGGAACCCGCUGGAGUGUGACUGUGGUCUGGCCUGGCUGCCGCGUUGGGCAGAGGAGCAGCAGGUCCGUGUGGUGCGGCCUGAGGCGGCCACGUGUGCUGGGCCCGGCCCUCUGGCCGGCCGGCCCCUCCUCAGCGGCCCCCUGUUGGACAGCAGCUGUGGUGAGGAGUACGUUGCCUGUGUCCCUGACGACAGCUCGGGCGCCGUGGCGCUGGUGGCUUUCUCAGCUGCCCAUGAGGGCCCGCUGGCCCCUGAGGCCUGCAGUGCCUUCUGCUUCGCGGCUGGCCGGGGCCUCGCGGCCCUCUCAGAGCAGGGCAGGUGCCUGUGCGGGUUGGCCCGGCCUCCCAAUGCCUCUUCGGCCUGCCUACCCUCCUGCUCCAGCCCCCCACUGCCCCCCGCCCCCACCUGCCGGGGGCCCACCCUCCUCCAGAACAUCUUCCCUGCCUCCCCAGGGGCUGCCCUGGUGGGGCCCCAAGGACCUCUGGCCUCUGGCCAGCCCGCAGCCUUCCACGUCACUGCCUCACUGCCAGUCAGCUCCACGCGCUGGGACUUCGGCGACGGCUCCCCUGAGGUGGACAUUGCUGGCGCGGAUGCCACUCACCACUAUGUGCUGCCUGGGCGCUAUCCCGUGACGGCCGUGCUGGCCCUGGGGGUCGGCUCUGCUCGGCUCUGGGCAGAGGUGUGGGUGGAGGCGGCUCCCGUAGCCCUGGAGCUCAUGUGUCUGGCCUCUGUGCAUAGCGACGAGACCCUGAAGCUUGGCGUCCGAAACCGUGGCGGCUCUGGCCUCGAGGCCACCUACAGCAUUGUGGCCCUGGGCGAGGAGCCAGCCCGAGUGGUGCAUCCGCUCUGCCCCUCGGACACUGAGAUCUUCCCUGGUAACGGGCGCUGCUACCGCCUGGUGGUGGAGAAGGCGGCCUGGCUGCAGGCACAGGAGCAGUGCCGGGCCUGGGCCGGGGCCGCCCUGGCUAUGGUGGACAGUCCUGCCGUCCAGCACUUCCUGGUCUCCCGCGUCACCAGGAGCCUGGACGUGUGGAUCGGCUUCUCAGCUGUGGAGGGGGUAGAGGUGGGCCCAGCGCCGCAGGGUGAGGCCUUCAGCCUGGAGAGCUGCCAGAACUGGCUGCCUGGGGAGCCGCACCCUGCCACAGCUGAGCGCUGCGUGCGGCUCGGGCCUGCUGGGCAGUGCAACACGGACCUGUGCUCGGCACCGCACAGUUACGUCUGUGAGCUGCGGCCCGGAGGCCCUGUGUGGGACGCAGAGAACUUCCUCGUGGGAGCACCCAGUGGGGACCUGCAGGGGCCCCUGAGCCCCCUGGUGCAGCAGGAGGCCCUCACAGCCCCCCGGGAGCCCGUUGAGGUGAUGGUGUUUCCUGGCUUGAGCCCGAGCCGUGAAGCCUUCCUCACUGCUGCCGAGUUCGGGACCCCGGAGCUCGGCGGGCCUGCCCAGCUGCGGCUGCAGGUGUAUCGAGCCAUGCGAGGAACAGGGGCCCCAGGAAACAGCAGCGAGCCCCAGAGUAGGUCCCUGGAAAACAGGACUGAGCCCAUCCCUACAUGCACACCAGAAGGACACCCGUGCCCCAGAUCCAACAUCUGCCUGCCUCUGGACACCCCCUGCCACCUUCGGGCCUGUGCCAACGGAACCACAUCAGGGCUGGGGCUCCCUGGGGUCUCCUAUGCAUUGUGGAAAGAGUUCCUCUUCUCUGUGCCUGCGGGCCCCCCUGCCCAGUACUCGGUCACCUUCCACGACCAGGGCAGCCCCCUGCUCCCUGGUGACCUCAUCAGCUUGCAGCACGAUGCCGGACCGGGCGCCCUCCUGCGCUGCCCCCCAGCACUCAGCGUCCCUGGCUCCGAGGCCCCGUACUUCUCCACCAACGUCUCAGCCUGGCUGGCCCACCUGCCUGCCAAGCUGGAGGCGGCCCCGGCUGGCCCUGCCUGUGCCCUGCGGCUGCUUGUUGCCACAGAGCGGCUCACCCCUCUGCUGGGCCUGAGCCCCAACCCAGGGCUGCGGCGGCCAGGGCGCUAUGAGGUCAGGGCCACAGUGGGCAACAGCGUGUCCAGGCACAACCUGUCCUGCAGCUUCAACGUCUUCUCCCCGGUGGCAGGGCUUCGGGCCAUCUACCCGGCCCCCUACGACGGCCGCCUCUACAUGCCCACCAACGGCUCGGCCUUGGUGCUCCAGGUGGACUCCGGCACCAACGCCACGGCCACUGCACGCUGGCCUGGGGGCAACGUCAGUGCGCCCUUCGAGGCUGCCUGCCCUGCCACUGUGGCUGCCCUGGUGCCUGGCUGUGCCCACGAGGCCAAUAGCACCCUGUUCUCGGUGCUGGCACUGCCCGGGCUCAGCGAGGGCGAGCACGAUGUGGAGGUUGUGGUGGAGAACGGUGCUGGCCGGGCCAACCUCAGCCUGCGGGUGAAGGCUGAGGAACCCAUCCGAGGUCUCCGCGCCACGCCCAGCCCUGAGGCCCGAGUGCUGCAGGGCGUCCUGGUGAGGUACAGCCCCGUGGUGGAGGCUGGCUCGGAUGUGGUCUUCCGCUGGACCAUUGAUGACAAGCAGUCCCUGACCUUCCACAAUGUGGUCUUCAACGUCAUCUACCAGAGCGCCGCCGUCUUCAAGCUCUCGCUGACGGCCUCCAACCACGUGAGCAACGUCACCGUGAACUACAACGUCACCGUCGAGCGGAUGCACAGGAUGCGGGGCCUGCGGGUGUCUGCGGUGCCGCCCGUGCUGCCCCCCAAUGCCACGCUGGCGCUGGCGGCUGACGUGCUGGUGGACUCGGCCAUGGAGGUGGCCUUUCUGUGGACCUUCGGGGAUGGGGAGCAGGUGAUCGGCCAGUUCAAGCCUCCAUACAACGAGUCCUUCCAGGUCCCAGACCCCACAGUGGCCCAGGUGCUGGUGGAGCACAACAUCACACAUACCUACACUGUCCCAGGUGAAUACAACCUGACCCUGCUCGUGUCCAGUACCUUCGAGAACCUGACGCAGCAGGUGCCUGUGAGUGUGCGCGCCACCCUGCCCGCCGUGGCCGUGGCCACGGGCAGCCAGGUCUUGGUGGCUGGCUGGCCUGUCACCUUCUUCCCGCACCCGCUUCCCUCGCCUGGGGGUGUCCUGUACACGUGGGAUUUCGGGGAUGGCUCCCCAGAUGUAACACAGCUCCAGCCAGAGAUCAACCACACGUUCGCCUCGAGGGGCGCAUACCACAUCCAACUGGAGGUCAACAACACGGUGAGUAGUACAGUGGCGAGCAUCAGCGUCCGUGUCUUCGAGGAGCUCCGUGGGCUGACCGUGAGCCUGAGCCCGGCCGUGGAGCAGGGUGCACCUGUGGUGGUCAGCGCCACCCUGGAUUCGGGUGACAACGUCACAUGGACUUUCGACAUGGGGGACGGCACAGUGCUCAUGGGCCCUGAGGCCACAGUAGAGCACGUGUACCUGCGGGCGCAGAACUGCACGGUGACCGUGGGCGCGUCCAGCCCCACUGGAAACCUGGCCCGGAGCCUGCCCAUACAGGUUUUUGUCCUGGAGGUGCUGUGGAUCGACCCUACAGCCUGCAUUCCCACCCAGCCCCACGCCCAGCUCACAGCCCACGUCACUGGGAACCCUACCAACUACAUCUUCGACUGGACCUUCGGGGACGGAUCAUCCAACACGACUGUCCGGGGGGACCCGACAGUGAUGCACAAUUUCACACGUAGUGGUACAUUCCCCCUGGCACUGGUCCUGUCGAGCCACGUGAAUAAGGCGCAUUACUUCAGCAGCAUCUGCGUGGAGCCCGAGGUGGGCAACAUCACCAUGUGGCCCGAGAGGCAGUUUGUGCGGGUCGGGGACACAGCCCGGCUAGUUGCCUGUGCCUGGCCCCCAUUCCCCUACCGCUACACCUGGGACUUUGGCACUGAGGAUGCUGCUGCCCGCGUUGGGGGCCCUGAGGCCACGUUCACCUACUGGGACUCAGGUUCCUACCUGGUGACCGUCACCGUGUCCAACAACAUCUCAGCUGCCAACGACUCGGCACUCGUGGAGGUGCAGGAGCCUGUGGAUCUCACAGGCAUCAGGGUCAAUGGCUCCCAUGUGCUGGAGCUGCAGCAGCCCUACCUGUUCUCUGCUGUGGGACGCGGGCACCCCGCCACCUACCUGUGGGAGCUGGGGGAUGGCGGGCGGCUCCAGGGCCCUGCGGUCACCCACGCCUACAGCAGCACGGGCUGCUUCCCCGUCAGGGUGUCUGGCUGGAACGAGGUAAGCCGUGGGGAGGCCCAGCUGAAUGUCACCGUGCAGCAGCGUGUGCGGGGGCUCAGCGUCAACGCCAGCCGCACGGUGGUACCCCUGAACGGCAGCGUGAGCUUCAGCACCUCCCUGGAGGCGGGCAGUGACGUGCAUUACUCCUGGGUCCUCUGUGACCGCUGCACACCCAUCCCUGGGGGCCCCACCAUCUCCUACACCUUCCGGUCUGUCGGCACCUUCAACAUCAUUGUCACGGCUGAGAAUGAGGUGGGCGCCGCCCAGGACAGUAUCUUCAUCUAUGUCCUGCAGCACAUCGAGGGGCUGCAGGUGGUGGGCGGCGGCAGUAGCUGCUGCUUCCCCACCAACCGCACGCUGCAGCUGCAGGCCUCAGUCAGGGAUGGUACCAAUAUCUCCUACAGCUGGACCGCUCAGCGGGACAGUGGCCUGGCCCUGGCUGGCAGCGGCAAAGCCUUCUCGCUCACCGUGCUCGAGGCUGGCACCUACCACGUCCAGCUGCGGGCCACCAACAUGCUGGGCAGCGCCUCGGCCAACCGCACCGUGAACUUUGUGGAGCCUGUGGGGUGGCUGGCCGCCGCCGCCUCCCCGAACCCAGUGGCUGUCAAUGCAAGUGUCACCCUCCGUGCUGAGCUGGCUGGUGGCAGUGGCGUCACUUACACCUGGUCCCUGGAGGAAGGGCUGGGCUGGGAGACCCCAGAGCCAUCCACCACCCACACCUUUCCCAGCCCCGGCAUGCACCUGGUCACAGUCAUGGCCAAGAACCAACUGGGCUCAGCCAACGCCAGCAUUGAGGUGGCUGUGCAAGUGCCUGUCAGUGGCCUCAGCAUCAGGGCUGGUGAACUGGACUGCAGCUUUGUGGUGGCCAGUUCCACCGUGCCUUUCUGGGGGCAGCUGGCCUCGGGCACCAAUGUGAGCUGGUGCUGGGCCGUGCCGGGUGGCAGCAGGCAUGGCCAACACAUCGCCGUGGUCCUCCCCGACGCCGGCACCUUUUCCAUUCAGCUCAACGCCUCCAACGCGGUCAGCUGGGUCGUGGCCACACACAACCUCACGGUGGAGGAGCCCAUCGUGGGCCUGGUGCUAUGGGCCAGCAGGAAGGUGGUGGAGCCCGGGCAGCUGGUUCACUUUCAGAUCCUGCUGGCUGCCGGCUCGGCCGUCAGCUUCCACCUACAGGUCAGUGGGGCUGGCCUCGAGGUGCUCCCUGGGCCCCACUUCUCCCGCAGCUUCCCCCGGCUCGGGGACUACACGGUGAGCAUCCAGGCCGAGAACCACGUAAGCCGGGUGCAGGCGCAGGUGCGUGUCUCAGUGCUGGAGGCCGUGGGUGGGCUCCAGGUGCCCGACUGCUGCGAGCCGGCCAUCGCCACGGGCUCCGAGAGGAACUUCACGGCCCGGGUGCAGCGGGGUUCCCGUGUUGCCUACGCGUGGUACUUCUCGCUGCAGAAGGUUCAGGGAGACUCACUGGUCAUCCUGUCGGGUCGCGACGUCACCUAUACUCCCGUGGCUGCAGGGCUGCUGGAGAUCCACGUGCGAGCCUUCAAUGAGCUGGGCGGCGUAAACCACACACUCAUGAUUGAUGUCCAGGACGUCAUUCAGCACGUGGCGCUGCGCAGCGGCCGCUGCUUCACCAACCGCUCGGCCCGCUUCGAGGCUGCCACGAGCCCCAGCCCCCGGCGAGUGGCCUACCACUGGGACUUUGGGGACGGGGCCCUGGCAGAGGACACGGAGGUUCCCUGGGUGGCUCACUCCUACCUGCAGCCUGGGGACUACCGUGUGGAGGUGAACGCCUCCAACCUGGUGAGCUUCUUUGUGGCACAGACCACGGUCACCGUCCAUGUGCUGGCCUGCAGGGAGCCCGAGGUGGAUGUGGCCCUGCCCCCACAGGUACUUAUGCGGCGCUCCCAGCGCAACUACCUGGAGGCCCACGUCGACCUGCGUGACUGCGUCACGUACCAGACUGAGUACCGCUGGGAGGUGUACCGUGCCACCAGCUGCCAGCGGCCUGGGCGCAUGGCCCGGGUGACCCUGCCCAGUGUGGAUGUGAGCCGGCCCCAGCUGGUGGUGCCACGGAUGGUGCUGCCUGUGGGCCACUACUGCUUUGUGUUCGUGGUGUCGUUUGGGGACACACCGCUGGCACAGAGCAUCCAGGCCAAUGUGACAGUGGCCCCUGAGCGCCUGGUGCCCAUUGUCGAGGGUGGCUCCUACCGUGUGUGGUCGGACUCUCAGGACCUGGUGCUGGAUGGGAGCAAGUCCUAUGACCCCAACCUGGAGGACGGUGACCAGACGCCACUCAGCUUCCACUGGGCCUGCGUGGCCUCGACGCAGAGUGAGACUGGCGGGUGUGCACUGAACUUCGGGCCCCGUGGGAGCAGCGUGGUCACCAUCCCCCGGGAGCGUCUGCAAGCCGGUGUGGAGUACACCUUCAACCUGACCGUAUGGAAGGCAGGCCGCAAGGAGGAGGUCACCAACCAGACGGUGCUGAUCCGGAGUGGCCGGGUACCCAUCGUGUCCUUGGAGUGUGUGUCCUGCAAGGCGCAGGCGGUGUACGCAGUGAGCCGCAGCUCCUACGUGUACCUGGAGGGCCGCUGUGACAACUGCGGCGGGGGCUCCGAGCGCGGGCGCUGGGCCGCGCGCAGCUUUAGCAAUGAGACACUGGUGCUGGAUGAGACGACCACGUCCACGGGCAGUGCGGGCAUGCGGCUGGUGGUGCGGCGCGGCGUACUACGGGACGGCGAGGGCUACACAUUCACGCUCACGGUGCUGGGCCACUCGGGCCAGGAGCAGGGCUGCGCCUCCAUCCAUCUUGCCCCGAACCGCCCUCCACUGGGGGGCUCCUGCCGCCUUUUCCCGCUCGAGGCCGUGCGCGCCCUCACCACCAAGGUGCACUUCAAGUGUGUGGGCUGGCAGGAUGAGGAGGACGCGGGUGCUCCACUGGUGUAUGCCCUGCUGCUGCGGCGCUGUCACCAGGGCCACUGCGAGGAGUUCUGUGUCUACAAGGGCAGCCUCUCCACCUAUGGGGCCGUGCUGCCACCUGGCUUUGCGCCCCACUUUGUGGUGGGCCUGGCUGUGGUUGUGCAGGACCAGCUGGGUGCCGCCGUGGUCGCCCUCAACAGGUCUCUGGCCAUCACCCUGCCAGAGCCCCCCGGAGAGUCCCCCGACGGCCCCCCAGAUCUCACGCCCUGGCUGUACAGCCUCACAGAGAGCACGCUGCCUGGGCUGCUGCGCCAGGCCGACCCCCAGCACGUCAUCGAGUACUCGCUGGCCCUCAUCGCUGUGCUCAAUGAGUACGAGCAGGCCCUGGCCAUGGUGGCAGAGCCAGACCCCAGGCGGCAGCUGCGCGCCCGGAUACGCAAGAAUGUCACCGAGACCCUGGUCUCCCUGCGGGUUAACACCGUGGACGAUAUCCAGCAGGUUGCAGCCGCCCUGGCCCAGUGCACGGUGUCCAGCUGGGAAUUCGUGUGCCGCUCGUGCCUGAAGAAGACACUGCACAAGCUAGAGGGCAUGAUGCGCAUCCUGCAGGCUGAGACCGCUGCGGGCACUGGGACGCCCACUGCCAUUGCUGACAGCAUCCUCAACAUCACAGGUGACCUCAUCCACCUGGCCAGCUCGGACGUGCAGGGCCCACAGCCCUCGGAGCUGGGGGCAGAGCCGCCGUCACUACUGGUGGCAUCCAGGGCCUACCAGCUCUCAUCGGCCCUCAUGGGUAUUCUCAUGCGCUCCCGUGUGCUCAACGAGGAGCCCCUGACCCUGGCGGGUGAAGAGAUCGUGGCACAGGGCAAGCGCUCGGAUCCACUGAGUCUGCUGUGCCAGGGCGACGCCUCGGGCCCCGGCUGCCACUUCUCCAUCCCCACAGCCUUCAGCGGGGCCCUGUCCAACCUCAGUGAUGUGGUGCAACUCAUCCUCCUCGUCGACUCCAACCCCUUCCCCUUUGGCUACAUCAGCAACUACACUGUCUCCACCAAGGUGGCGUCCAUGGCUUUCCAGACACAGGCCGGCACCCAGAUCCCCAUUGGGCAGCUGGCCUCAGAGCGCGCCAUCACCGUGAAGGUGCCCAACAACUCAGACCAGGCUGCCCAGGGUCACCGCAUCCCUGCUGGCUCCACUAUCGUCCAGCCCCAGGCCUCAGUCAGUGUCGUGGUCACCCCCGAGAACAGCAACCCUGAGGCCGGGCUUCACCUGCAGCUUACUUUCAUGGUGCUGAACGAGCACUACCUGCCAGAGGAGCCUGAGCCCUACCUGGCCGCCUACCUGCACGCUAUGCCCUGGCCCAACGAGCACAACUGCUCAGCCAGCAGGAGGAUCAGCCUGGAGGUCCUGGCAGGCGACGACCACAGGCCUUACACCUUCUUCAUCGCCCCAGGGACCAGAGAUCUGGGCGCUAGCUACUACCUGAACCUGACCAGCCACUUCCGAUGGUCAGCACUGGAGGUGUCCGUGGGUCUGUACACGUCCCUCUGCCAGUACUUCAGCGAGAAGGAGAUGGCAUGGCGGACAGAGGGCCUCGUGCCCCUAGAGGAGACCUCGCCCAGCCAGGCUGUCUGCCUCACCCGCCACCUCACCGCCUUCGGUGCCAGUCUCUUUGUGCCUCCCAGCCACGUCCACUUCAUCUUCCCCGAGCCAGCCUCAAGCGUGAACUACAUCGUCCUGCUGACGUGCACUGUGUGCCUGGUGACCUACGCGGUCACGGCUGUGAUCCUGCGUAAGCUGGACCAGCUGGACAUCAGCCGGGUCCGCGUCAUCCCGUUCUGCGGGAAGGGGGGUCGCUUCAAGUAUGAGAUCCUGGUCAAGACCGGCUGGGGCCGGGGCUCAGGGACCACAGCUCAUGUGGGCAUCAUGCUGUACGGGGCGGACAGCCGCAGCGGCCACCGGCACCUGGAUGGGGACGGAGCCUUCCACCGCAACAGCCUGGACAUUUUCCAGAUCGCCACCCCACACAGCCUGGGCAGCGUGUGGAAGAUCCGCGUGUGGCAUGACAACAAAGGGCUGAGCCCCGCCUGGUUCCUGCAGCACAUCAUCGUCAGGGACCUGCAGAACGCCCGCAGCACCUUCUUCCUGGUCAACGACUGGCUGUCAGUGGAGACGGAGGCCAACGGGGGCCUGGUGGAGAAGGAGGUGCUGGCGGCAAGUGAUGUGGCCCUGCAGCGGUUCCAGCGCCUCCUGGUGGCCGAACUGCAGCGCGGCUUCUUUGACAAACAUGUCUGGCUCUCCAUGUGGGACCGGCCACCUCGGAGCCGCUUUACACGUGUCCAGCGAGCCACGUGCUGCGUCCUCCUCAUCUGCCUCUUCCUGGGUGCCAACGCCGUGUGGUACGGUGCUGUGGGAGAUGCUACCUACAGUGUGAGGCCCGCGUCCAGUCUGAUCCCACUGAGCAUCGACACCAUCGCCGUCGGCCUGGUGUCCAGCCUGGUUGUCUACCCCGUCUACCUGGCCAUCCUGUUCCUCUUCCGGAUGUCCCGGAGCAAGGUGGCCGGGGGCCCGAGCCCCACACCAGCAGGGCCGCAGGCGCUGGACAUGGACAGCUGCCUGGACUCAUCUGUGCUGGACAGCUCCGUACUUGCCUUCCCAGGACUCGGUGCUGAGGUGCGGGCUCCCCAGGGCCUGCCCGGAUGGGGUCGUGUUCUGGGCAGCCUGGAAUCAGGUUUCCUCUGUGCUUCUCAACAGGCCUUUGCUGGACAAAUGAAACAUGACUUAUUUGUGGAGGAUUCUAAAAGCCUGGUGUGCUGGCCAUCCAGCGAAGGCACCCUCAGUUGGCCAGACUUGCUGAGUGACCCAUCCGUCAUGGGCAGCACCCUGCAGCGGCUGGCCCGGGGCCGGAUGGGCCGCACGCCGGGCCCGGAGGAUGACAGUCUCUCCCUGGUCAGCCCCUCCUCACCUGCCAAAUACUUCUCAGCUUCAGAUGAAGACCUGAUCCGGCAGAUCCUGGCUGAAGGGGCUGGCAGCCUGGCCCCCACCCAGGACACUCAAGGAGAAACAGAUCUGCUCGCUGGCCUCUGCCCUGUCUCUGUAGCAGCUCUGGAGCCCGGAAGGUCAGGUCGGGUGGCGCCGGGAGAGACAGGCAGCUCGGCAUGUGAAAGACACACGUACGUUUCCUUGUCCAGAAGCCGGUCUUUGGUUUCGCGUGCAGCGAGGCCUGGUGUGCUGGCACAGAGAUCAGGCUGGGGGACCAGGCUGGAGGCCGGAUGGUGGCGCUGUGGGGGGCGAUGGCUGCUGGAGCGGUGGCAGGACGGAGGGGCAACAGGUCACAGUGAUGUGAGGCGAGGACCGGGUCCCGGAGGAGGUGACCUGGCCCCUCCCCAGAGUGACCAGUGGUGUUCUGGCCUUCAGCACCAUCUCCACCUGGCUUGGGGCAGUGUCCUCUCUCUCCAUGGACCAGGAGAAGGGAAUGGACGGGCCCAGAGAGGUGGGCUGGCUGCGCCUUGGGUGGCAUGUGGGCCGACAGGUGAGUGCUGGCUGCUCUGCCUGUGCCUCAGGUGCAGUGCCCCUGGUGAGAGGAAUCAGACGCUAAUACUGCCAGGGGAGAGGGGGCUGCCCAGCCCAAGCCUGACGUGGGAGCAGCCCCAGCCGGCAGAGCUGUCCAGGACAGGGCUGGUGGAGGGUCUGCGGAAACGACUGCUGCCGGCCUGGUGUGCGCCCCUGGCCCACGGGCUCAGCCUGCUCCUGGUGGCCGUGGCCGUGGGGGUGUCAGGGUGGGUCGGCGCUGGCUUCCCCCCCAGCGUGUCUGUCAUGUGGCUCCUCUCAAGCAGCUCCAGCUUCCUGGCUUCGUUCCUCUGCUGGGAGCCACUCAAGGUCCUGCUGGAAGCUCUGUAUUUCUCACUGGUGGCCAAGCGGCUGCACCCUGAUGAGGAUGAUACGCUGGUGGAAAGCCCGGCCGUGACGCCCGUGAGCGAGCGUGUGCCCCGCGUGCGGCCGCCCCAUGGCUUUGCGCUCUUCCUGGCAAAGGAGGAAGCCCGAAAGGUCAAGAGGCUGCACAGGAUGCUGAGGGGCCUUCUGGUAUACAUGUUCUUCCUGCUGGUGACGCUGCUGGCCAACUAUGGGGACACCUCGUGCCACGACCAUGCCUACCGCCUGCAGAGCGCCAUCAAGCAGGAGCUGGACAGCCAGGCCUUCCUGGCCAUCACCCGGUCUGAUGAGUUCUGGCCGUGGAUGUCCCACGUGCUGCUCCCCUACAUCCACGGGAACCCGUCGAGACCAGAGCUGGGGCCCCCACGACUGCGGCAGGUGCGGCUACAGGAAGCGCUCUGCCUGGACCCGCCUGGCUCAGGGGCCCCUACGUGCUUAGCAGCCUCAGGGGGCUUCAGCACCAGCGACUACGGCAUUGGCUGGGGGAGUGCUGCCCACAACGGCUCUGAGAUGUGGGCCUACUCGGCGCCAGACCUGCUGGGCGUCUGGUACUGGGGCUCCUGUGCCGUGUAUGACAGCGGGGGCUACGUGCAGGAGCUGGGGCCCAGCCUGGAAGAGAGCCGCGCGCAGCUGGGCUUCCUGCAGCUGCACAACUGGAUCGACAACAGGAGCCGUGCAGUGUUCGUGGAGCUCACGCACUACAGCCCGGCGGUGGGGCUGCACGCCGCCGUCACGCUGCGCCUGGAGUUCCCGGCGGCCGGACACGCAGUAGCGGCGCUCAGCGUCCGCCCGUUCGCGCUGCGGCGCCUUAGCGCCGGCCUCUCGCUGCCGCUGCUCACCUCGGUGAGCCUGCUGCUGUUCGCUGUGUACUUCUCCGCGGCUGAGGUGGGCGCCUGGCGCAGGGAGGGGCGUGCGCGCGCCACGCGGCCUGGGACCUGGGCGCGGUGGCUGCUGGUGGCGCUGACGGCGGCUGCAGCGCUGGUGCGCCUGGCCCAGCUGGGCGCCGCUGACCGCCAGUGGACCCGCUUCCUGCGCGGCCGCCCGCGCCGCUUUACCAGCUUCGAGCAGGUGGCACAGCUGAGCGCCGUGGCCCGCGGCCUGACCGCUUCGCUGCUCUUCUUGCUUUUGGUCAAGGCUGCCCAGCAGCUGCGCUUUGUGCGCCAGUGGUCGGUUUUCGGCAAGACGCUGUGCCGGGCCCUGCCAGAGCUCGUGGGGGCGGCCUUAGGCCUGGUGGUGCUCGCCGUGGCCUACGCGCAACUGGCUGUCCUGUUGGUCUCCUCCUGCGUGGACUCACUUCGGAGCGCUGCCCGGGCCCUCCUGGUGCUGUGUCCCGAGGCUGGGGGUCCUGCCCUGUGCCCUGCAGAGUCCUGGCGCCUGUCCCCUGUGCUAUGCACGGGGCUCUGGGCCCUGCGGCUGUGGGGUGCCCUGAGGCUGGGGGCAGUCCUCCUGCGGUGGCGGUACCACGCUCUGCGUGGGGAGCUGUACCGCCCAGCUUGGGAGCCGCAGGACUACGAGAUGGUGGAACUGUUCUUGCGCCGGCUGCGCCUCUGGAUGGGCUUCAGCAAAGUCAAGGAGUUCCGCCACAAAGUCCGCUUUGAAGGGAUGGAGCCCUUGCCCUCCCGCUCAUCCAGGGGCUCCAAGUCUUCUCCGGAUGUGCCCCCACCCAGCGGAGGCUCCGACGCCUCCCGCCCCUCCACCUCCUCCAGCCAGCUGGAUGCGCUGAGCGUGGGCUUGGGCCGGCCAGGGCCCCGAGGGGAGCCCGAACCUGAGCCCUCCCGUCUCCAAGCCGUGUUUGAGGCCCUACUCGCCCAGUUUGACCGACUCAACCAGGCCACGGAGGAUGUCUACCAGCUGGAGCAGCGGCUGCAGAGCCUGCAUGGCCGUAGGAGCAGCGGGCCCACAGCCUCACCUCCCCCUAGCCCCUCCCCAGGCCUGAGGCCAGUCCUGCCCAGCCGCCUUGUCCGGGUCAGUGGAGGCGUUGGCUUGGCUAUAGGCCCCAGCAGGGCAUCCCUGCGGGCCAAGAACAAGAUCCACCCCAGCAGCACUUAGUCCCAGGGGAUCUGGGCUCAUGCCUCUUCUCUGGGGUGGGCCUGUGGCUUCACUCUGGCCCCUCAGAGCCAGAGCAGACACCGCUCAGUAUUAUUACCUUCUGCCACCCUCCAGGUUUCAGGCCAGGCAGAACAGCUGCACGCAGGUCCCCCAGAGAGCAGGCAGCACUUGUGUCUCUCUGUGGGCUUCAGCACUUUAAAGAGGCCGCGUGGCCAGCUAGGACCCAGGGUCCCCUCCCCAGUUCCCUGUGGGAGGUCCCCUCCCCAGUUCCCUGUGGGAGGACACAACAGUAUUGGACUGAGUGCCCGGCCUCUGAGAUGCUAAUUUAUUUCCCAAGUCCUCAGGUACAGCGGGCUGUGCCCGGCCCCACCUCCUGGGCAGACAUCUCCCCCUUGCUAAGGAUCCAGGCUAUGGGGGAUGGAACCUGCACCUCCUGUCAUCCUCCUCCCUAAAUUAUUACCUCCUCUGUCCCCCUGCUGAGUGCAUUCACCUCCAGCUGCCGCUGUGUGUCUAUUGUCUGUCAGUAAUUUAUGUGGGGUUAAAAUGUAUAUAUUUUUGUACGUCGCUUUUAUUUUUCAAUAGGGCCAAGGGGCCUGGUGGCUGAAACAGCCUGUGCCCACUGUCACCCACCUUAAGGGGGAGCUGGGACUGCAGAGCUGGCCUCCCUCCCCAGACACCUGCCCACACGGCUAGGGAAGCAACAGCCACUUCUUGGCUCCAAGUCUGGCCUUGGGCAGGUGCUGGGCAGAGAGGACGGUUGGAGGGGUGCAACCACCCCGGGCCCUUCUUGUCACCACCAUGGCCUUAUUCUCCUCCCCUGCCCAGGCCUGCUGGUGGGUCUGGGUGAGGGGCAGCACCAGUGCAUGGCACGGGGCCCUAGGGUGGGUAAGGGGAAAGAUCUCUCCCCGGGGGCUGGCUCCCGGGCCAGGGGAGGUGAGCAUGACAGUGCACAUGUGAGGCUUUCCUGAGGGCAAGGCCCCAACAGCAGCCUGACAGGCCCCCUCCCCACUCCAGUGGGCAUGGCCAAAGCUACAGCCUUGAUCCCACCCCACCCAACAGACGAAGUCAAAUAAAUGAGUUGACUGAC